AAGAAAAAAAUAUAUAUAUAUAAAAUAUCGAAAAUACGGAUGAUUUUUAUAUAAAUAUCUCGGUAAGUGAGACAAUUAUUUAUCCACAUUUAGCUGUAGUCUCAAAAAUCUGAAUUUACAUAAAAAUUAGCAGUUAUUACUUUGUCAUAUUUUGGUUAGCAGAGGUGUAACUUUUAUUACGUUAUUUAAGUAACUGGUUACUUAAUAAGAAAAGAGAACCAAUAGAAGCAAUAGGGGCGGUUCUUUUCCAGAGUUUACAGAAAGAGGCACAAACCACGGUUGGCCUCAUCACAAACGACGAUUAGUUCGACUGGGUUUAUGGCACAGUGGACUUGAGAAAGAACUUCGUGUUGGCAAAAAUACAAAUAUAUGUGUGUUCGUAUUUGAUGAGAGUUUGAACAUCGAGUGUGUCAAUCCUGUAUAAAAUGAAUAUUGUUUGCGUGAUAUGCAGAGAUUUACUAACGCCUGCUGAUGACGUCUUUCACGCGCCAUGUGGGCAUAUUUUUCAUUUUCUUUGUGUGACUCAGUGGCUGGAAAGAUCCAAAACCUGUCCACAAUGCAGAGAGAAGACCACGUCGAAUAAGAUUCAUAGAUUGUACUUCAAUUUUGCUAAUAACGACUCCAUUAUCGAGGACAAGUGCUUGUUACAAGACAAAAUCGAUAAAUUGAAUUUUCAACUCACGUUGAAAGAGAAGGACAUUAAGUAUUACAUGGAGAAGAAUGAAAUUCUGGAAAAGCAGAAUAAAGAGCUGAAGAAGGAGGUGAGAAAAGCGGAAAGUGCAGUGAAUGAAAAAUCUAGUGCCAUUUAUGCCCUUAAGGAGCAAAUCAAGCUUUUUAAGGAGCAAAAUUUAGAAGCUGACAGCAAGAAGAAAGAAAUCGAGGAGUUGCAGAAGAGAAUUGAAAAGUAUAAAAACAUACAAAUACUACUCGAAGCCACUACAGAAGCUGUAGACGAAAUGAUCGCGAAAACAAGCGAUACCGCUACCCUUAUAACAUACAUAAGUGUGAUGAAAAGGGAAAUGACGAUUAGCUUAAACAAGAAGAGAGAAUUAAGAGCUAGACUAAGAAGCUUGCAACAGGAACUGAACAAAGUCUCAAUGCAACAAAAGUUCUUGUCCGAUGAGCACAUGAAAAGAAAAAAGCUUGAGGAGGAGUUGAUGAUUUACGAAAGUGAAAAGAUAAGUUUACAAAACAAGCUUAGGGAGUUGCAAAAGUGUAUGUCUUUGAUGAAAAUAUCAGCUAAUUCGAAAGCAAACAAUGUGUCAGAUAGUAGUUCAAGGAACAGUUCUAAGGAAGAAAAGAUGGAAGAUAUGGAUAAAAAGCAAAGGAAGGAUGCAAACAGAGAAGAGAAGACUCAGUCCACCAUUACAAGGACAGAUUCUCCGUAUCUUCCAGUGAAAUCAAGAGGUGUAUUGGCUUUAAAGCAACAGCCAAUCGAAAAAAGUAAUUCGGCGAAACUAACUUCCUCGAUUCUUGCGAAGAAAUCGAGAAUUGCGGAAAAGAGCAUUAGAAACGAUGCGAAUGCGUUCGAUGGCUUUGGAGGACAUUCGAAACUUGAAAACCUUUCGAAUCCCUCUAUUAUCAGGAUAAGAAGUGCGAAGGACAGCAUGCACAAAGUUAAAAGACCAAAAUUUGACACGGAAAGUAAUCAAAAGUUAGCCCACUUUAUGAUAAAUUAACGCGAUCGUUGUAUAUUAGCAAUAUUUACGAACACUGCUUAAAAACGGUAUUUAAAAAAGUGAAAUAUAAGAAGAUAUAUUUAUUGAACUAUGCAACGUAUACAUAUUUUUCUACGGUGUAAAUAUCAGAGAGUACGUAUAUUUUUUAGUGAAUUUGGUAAACAUGUAUGCAUUAAUCCUAUUGAAAAAUAUU
Molecule: messenger RNA, 1872 nt
Organism: Heterotrigona itama
Lineage: Eukaryota; Metazoa; Arthropoda; Insecta; Hymenoptera; Apidae
Source: the annotation of a GenBank genome assembly